AUGAAUGGGACCCCAUCAUCAGGCACAUGUAAAACUAACAGGGAUGGUUUCGCCGAAUCCAUGAAGGAUGUGAAGGUGUGGGCGAGGAAGUUGGAGCGAGGUAGUAUGCGAUGGGCAAGGGAAUCCAAUGUGUUAACCCUGCAAUGGGUUGAUAACAGGCCUGUUUCCUUGAUUACAUCAAUUGAUUACGCAAAUGAUAAAAAGGAUGUGGAGAGAAGGACGAAAACAAAAGGAGUGUUUGAAAAGAAGAUUGUAAGCCAGCCCUAUGCAUUUCAUAGAUAUAACCAGUACAUGAACGCAGUAGAUAGGUCAGACCAAAUGCUUGCAUGUCAUAAUGUAAAUCGUAAGUGUUAUCGAUGGUGGAAAACAUUAUUCUUCCACUUAAUAGAUAUGGCAACUGUUAACAGUUUCCUUCUAUUUCAAAGCCAUCGUAACAGUGACCCGGGUAAUCCGGCAUUGCAUCGCAAGUCCACAUAUACUAUAGUUGAUUAUAGGGAAGAGCUGGUUAGACAGCUUUGUGGGUUAGCAGAGUAUGAUAGACCUCCUCUGAAUGAGCAAGUGCAGGCUGUUCCUCCCCCUGAUCAGUUUUGUACUGCCCAUCUACCUAAAACGGCAGCAAAUGGUGUAAGAAGGAAUUGCGUUGUUUGUUACGUGGAAGGUCGAGGGGAGAGGAAGGUUUCUACUUAUUGUACUGCCCCUCAGUGCAAUAGGCACAUGCAUGUUGCUGGUGAGCAUGAUUGUUUUGCAGUAUGGCAUAGUAGGGAUUACACUGGUAAGAGGUCAUGA
Messenger RNA from Paramuricea clavata, 786 nucleotides. The record is from the annotation of a GenBank genome assembly. Lineage: Eukaryota; Metazoa; Cnidaria; Anthozoa; Malacalcyonacea; Plexauridae.